ACAAGUAGUACUUCACAUCUUGAUAGACCUUGCUUUGUUUUGUUUUCAUCUGCUUACUUGAACUAGCCCACCAUUAUGAUUUCAACUUCUCCUGGUAUUCUGUCGAUGGUGUAAGUUUCUUGUAUGGGUUGGAACCCCGAGAGCGCACCAACAGACAACACGAGGCGGUGUGGAGCAACAUGCUGUUUCAAUGAACGCCUUGGUGCAGGCCGGCUGAGGCCUAAAAUGGCGUCAGCCCCAAGUGAGGACGGGGCAAAGGUUUUAUAGUCUCCUGUAAACAGGAAGUGUCCUAGUCUGGCGUAACUGCUACGCUGUACCCGGAUGGCCUCUUUCUCAUCUUCAUGUCUUCCGGCCAGGGUAGGUGUAUUCCAGCCGGCUCUCCUCCUGCUUCUGCUAUUUUGCUGGUGCACGCUGCUGACGUCAGAAGGGAAAAUAUGCAAGUUUGAUUGAAAAAUAUAAGAAACACCCUAAAACAGACAGUUCUGUUACAAAGAUGCGUCGUUUUUACCACAUUGAGUAUUUCCUUCUGCCGGACGAUGAAGAACCUAAAAAAGUUGACAUAUUGCUAUUUCCAAUGGUGGCCAAAGUAUUCCUGGAGUCAGGAGUAAAGACUGUGAAGCCGUGGCACGAAGGUGACAAAGCCUGGGUGUCGUGGGAGCAGACUUUUAAUAUCACUGUGACAAAGGAAUUAUUAAAGAAAAUAAAUUUCCACAAAAUCACCUUGAGGCUCUGGAACACUAAAGACAAGAUGUCAAGAAAAGUCAGAUAUUACCGAUUAAAGACUGCCGGCUUCACAGACGACGUGGGAGCUUUUCAUAAGUCAGAAGUGAGACAUUUGGUUUUAAAUCAGAGAAAAUUAUCUGAACAGGGCAUUGAGAAUACCAACAUUGUCAGAGAAGAGUCGAACCAGGAACAUCCGCCAGGAAAACAAGAAAAAACAGAAAAACACCCAAAGUCUUUGCAAGGUUCUCACCAAGCAGAGCCCGAAACUUCUUCCAAGAACAGUGAGGAAUAUGAGAAGUCCCUCAAAAUGGACGAUUCUUCCACGAUUCAAUGGAGUGUUUCAAGAACACCAACCAUUUCUUUGGCAGGAGCAAGCAUGAUGGAGAUCAAGGAAUUAAUUGAGAGUGAAUCACUUAGCAGCUUAACAAACAUAUUAGACAGACAAAGGUCUCAAAUUAAAGGGAAAGAUUCAGAGGGAAGAAGGAAAAUCCAGAGGAGACAUAAGAAGCCCCUGGCAGAAGAAGAGGCAGACCCCACGCUGACAGGCCCCAGGAAGCAGAGCGCUUUCUCCAUCCAGCUGGCCGUCAUGCCGCUCCUUGCCGGUACCCACUGCUUGCCCUGUUCCCAGCAGCUCCUGCUUGUCUUGUGGCCAGAACGGCCAUAAGCGGAUGCUCCUAAUGACAACCCUGCUGCGUGCCACCUCAUUUCAUCCUCACAGCCACCUCAGGAAACUCAGGGGAAUUGGCUUCAUAGUACAGGGGGAAACAAAGGCCCAGAGAGGGUAGCUACCUUGCCUGAGAUCACACAGCUAGGAAAUGUGAAGCCUGGACUUGAACCCAGCUCUGUUUGAUUCCAAAAUCCAAGGAAGCCUAUGGGAAUAUUAAAUGUCAUCAUUGUGUUUGUUAAGAAGAUGCUGCUUUUAAUAAAUGCUUUCCUACAGAUUUUUACAAAAACAUCUAGUAAAGGGAAUGAGGAAAGGGAACCCUUUUUGACUGAGCCCCUCUGGGUGCAGGCACUUCCCGUGUGACACAUCACUUACUUCUCAGACCAAAUUCUGACCCACUCAGCCAACCUGUGGUGUGGUGGUGGCUGUGGUGGUUAUCAUAGUUACCAUUUUUUUCAGUGAGGAAAAGAACUCAAAGAGGUUAAGUAACUUUCCUAAUCCCACACAGCUCAGUGGCCAAACAGGGAUUUAAUUAUUUUGCUUUAUAAGAUCUACCACAAUUUAUGAACUGGACUUUAUACAUACUGGUAAAUCAUAACUAAAUAUUAUAUCAAUAUGUUUUGAUGAUUGAAAGCUCAGCAUAUAUUUUGGUAAAAUUAUGUUGCUUUGUUCCAAAAAAGAGUAAUAUGGGGUGAACUCCCCCCCUUUUUUUUUCUUUUUAGAGAAAAUUCAGACUUUGUUCGUUUUUUUGCCAUCACGUGUCUUGUGCGCCCUCUCCUGGCUACUCUGCAGAAGCGCGUGCGUUGGUCUUUUCUGAGCUGGAACCAGCAUUCAUAGAGAAGGGGGCAAAAACCCCGUAAGUCAGAGCCUCCAGUUCAGUUCCACAGGUGCCAGUCGUCAUCCUCCUCUCGCGCUCUUGGGUUGGUGUCAAUUCAGUUUGAGAAAGUGCUAUUAACUUUUCAGUUUGCACUUUUUUUUUUUUUGAGAUAGGGUCUUGCUCUCUCACCCAGGCUGGAGUGUAAGUGACAUGAUCAUAGCUCACUCCAGCCUGAAGCAAGCCUCCCGCCUCUGCCACCCGCAUAGCUAAGACUACAGGUGCACACCACCACACCUGGCUAUUUUUUUUAUUUUCUGUAGAGACAAGGUCUUGCUAUGUUGCCCAGGCUGGUCUCAAACUCCUGGUCACAAGUAAUCCUCCUGCUUCAGCCUCUCAGAGUUCUAGAAUUACAGGCAUGAGCUGCCGCAUUUGGCAGUUUGCAGUUUUAAAUGACUUUUUGAAAAUGAUACUUCACCUACAGCUUGUCCUUCCUGAUCACCUUCACUUUCUCGUAGCAUCAGAACCUCUUGAGAGGCAACAGUGACAGAGAGUAAACUUUCAGAGGGUCUUACCCCACCCCACGCUCCAGCCUGACCCUCCAGCAUACCUAUUGCACACAGUAGCUUUGAGCGAACGCCUUUGCUAGCUGCUUCCUUCGUCCUACAGUCCCAAGGAGGAACCCAUGAUCCUCCUGGGGGAGCGUACCAUGGGACCUGCCCCGCUUUGGAUUUUACUGUGAGAGGAAAAAGAAGUUCAACCAUUUGGGCCUGCCUGGCAUGACUGUUUCCAGCAGAAUGAAGCCAGGACAUGGUCCCCUCUCUCUUUUUUUUUUUUCGAGAUGGAGUCUUGCUCUGUCGCCCAGGCUGGAGUGCAGUGGCGCGAUCUCGGCUCACUACAGCCUCUGCCCCCCCAGGUUUAAGCAAUUCUCCUGCUUCAACCUCUAGAGUAGCUGGGAUUACAGGCGCAUGCCACCAUGCCAGGCUAAUUUUUGUAUUUUUUGUAGAGAUGGGGUUUCACAAUUUUGGCCAGGCUGGUCUUGAACUCCUGACCUCGUGAUUGUCUUACAUGUCCGUGUGAAGAGACCAAACAGGCUUUGUGUAAGUAACAAGGCUGUUUAUUUCACCUGGGUGCAGGCAGGCUGAGUCUGAAAAGAGAGUCAGCAAAGGGUGGUGGGAUUAUCAUUAGUUCUUACAGGUUUUGGGAUAGGCAGUGGAGUUAAGAGCAAUGUUUUGGGGGCAGGGGGUGGAUCUCACAAAGUACAUUCUCAAGGGUGGGGAGAAUUACAAAAAAACCUUCUUAAGGGUGGGGGAGAUUAUAAAGAACCUUCUUAAGUGUGGGGGAGAUUACAAAGUACAUUGAUAGUUAGGGUGGGGCAGAAACAAAUCACAAUGGUGGAAUGUCAUCAGUUAAGGCUAUUUUCACUUCUUUUGUGGAUCUUCAGUUGCUUCAGGCCAUCUGGAUGUAUACAUGCAGGUCACUGGGGAUAUGAUGGCUUAGCUUGGGCUCAGAGGCCUGACAGUGAUCCACCUGCCUCAGCCUCCCAAAGUGCUGGGAUUACAGGCGUGAGCUACCGCACUGGACCUAGCCUCCCCUCUCUAUAACCUGCCCCGUCAUGUACAAUGCUGUACAGUGCAGGGGUUCACAUGUAAGAACUUUGGUGACCAAAACACUUUGAUCAUGGCUCAGCCACUUACCAGCAAGUUACCUACUUUCUCUGAGUCUCACUUUCCUCCUCUGUGAAAUGGGGGUGAUUACUCCUACCUCAGAGCGUUGUUUUAAGGAUCACAGGAGCUGACGUGUGUAAACUGCUAGCACAGUGGGACCCAGGGGGUGCAGGUGUGGAGGCAGCAGCUGUCCUGAGGCCAUGUGUGUGGGCCGCUCCAUUAUACCCAUGACAUAGCCUAUGGUCAUCGACAGAGAACGGGUCAGCUCAGCAGGCCAGUUGUAUGUCUGGUUUUGCCAGAAACUAAUAGCAUAAGAUUAUUUACUGUAAGCCCAGCAUAAUUAUUUUUGGUAAUCAUCUUCAAUUUCAAAUUAGGCCAUAGAUCAUGUAUGUAUACCUUAUUAGUAAAUAUUGGUUGGCUAGUAACCCAGUAAGAUUCUAGAAAGAUUCUGUGUCUGGGAAUGAGCUCUUAUUUUAAAAGGAUAGUAUUGCAUAGCGGAGGGGCCCCACUUAGCCCAACAGAACUGGUUUGGAUGCUGGUUCUACAACGUAUUUUCUAAGAGACCUUGGAUGAUUGCGUCAGAACUCUGGGCCUCAUUUCCCCCAUCUGUAAUGUGGAGAUGACAGCAACCACACAAGGUUAAGGAUGAAAUGACAUUAGCGCAUGUUUGGGACUGGCUGUUGGAGGAGCACAAACAUUCCCUUACACCAUUCCACUCUUAACCAGGGCUCUUAACUCAGGGGGCUUGUGUCUGCUGGGGACACUUGGCUGUGUGUGGAGGCAUUUUGGUUGGCACGACUGAGAGUGGGAUGCCACUGGCAUCUAGUAAGAUACUGUUAAACAUGCCAUAAUGCACAGGACUGUCCCCUGAGCAAAGAAUGGUCUGCCCCAACUGUCAGCAGUGUGGAGGCUGUGAGCCCGCAGCCUGGAAUUCUGUUCUGGUGUAUGUCUCCCUGACUCUGAUGAUUUGAGCACUUUUUUUUUAUUUUUAUUUUUGCAAUGGGGAUUCCUUCUACCUUGAGUAGUCUUUUUUUUUUUUUUGAGACGGAGUUUUGCUCUUGUUGCCCAGGCUGGAGUACAAUGGCGCGAUCUCAGCUCACCGCAACCUCCGCCUCCCGGGUUCAAGCGAUUCUCCUGCAUUAGCCUUCCUGAGUAGUUGGGAAUACAGGCAUGCGCUACCACGUCCGGCUGAUUUUGUAUUUUUGGUAGAGACGAGGUUUCUCCAUUUUGGUCAGGCUGGUCUCAAACUCCCGACUUCAGGUGAUCCGCCUGCCUCGGCCUGCCAAACUGCUGGGAUUAUAGGCGUGAGCCACCGUACCCGGCCUACCCUUGGGUAGUCUUUCAUGUGAAAAGGCUCACAAAAUUAUAGAACACAGGCGUAAUGGGUGACAGCUUUUAUGAAUCAGCUUUGUUAAAGAGGAUCCUGCGGGAGCAUGAGGGCUACCCCCAGGAGCUGUGCACGCCUCUGUUCACAGCCUGUGCAGAUGGCUGUGCACACCUGGCCCGGGACUUGUUUUAGAAGUGCCUACUCUUUCUGAAUGUGAGCGACUUGGCUUUUACAUGCCCUAGAAAUACAUUUACAGGCAUGUUGAAAGGAAUAGACUGAUCUUUUUGAGCACCAUCUCAUAUAUCAUCUUUCUUAAUCCUUUAAACCCAAGGAAGGUGGUGUCUAUCCCCAUUUUGAAGAUGAAAUUGAGCCUUGGAGACUCUAGCUUAUCACAUGACAAAGAGUCAGAUCUGGGAUUCAAACCCAGGUCAAUCCUGCCUCCAAAACUUGAGGUGAUUUUUUUUGUUUAUUUGUUUUGUUUUUUCCUUACCUAGUACAUCUCUGACUGGUGAAAUACAUGGAUACCUUUUAUAGAAAAAGCAUUCUGGGCUGGGUGUGGUGGCUCACGCCUGUAAUCCCUACACUUUGGGAGGCCGAGGCGGGUGGAUCACGAGGUCAGGAGAUCGAGAACAGCCUGGCUAACACGGUGAAACCCCGUCUUUACUAACAAUACAAAAAAUUAGCCAGGCAUGUUGUCGGGCACCUGUAGUCCCAGCUACUUGGGAGGCUGAGGCAGGAGAAUGGCGUGAACCCAGGAGGCGUAGCUAGCAGUGAGCCAAGACCGUGCCACUGUACUCCAGCCUGGGCAGCAGAGCAAGACUCUGUCUC
Molecule: messenger RNA, 6023 nt
Organism: Homo sapiens (human)
Lineage: Eukaryota; Metazoa; Chordata; Mammalia; Primates; Hominidae
Gene: CFAP92
Product: cilia and flagella associated protein 92 (putative)
Exons: 7
Coding region: 494-1387 (297 amino acids)
Source: RefSeq, marked validated